Messenger RNA from Heterocephalus glaber (naked mole-rat), 2638 nucleotides. It is a transcript of the gene Irf4, whose product is annotated as interferon regulatory factor 4. Gene Ontology annotation, cellular component: nucleus. NCBI's taxonomy places the organism in Eukaryota, Metazoa, Chordata, Mammalia, Rodentia, Bathyergidae. Gene Ontology annotation, biological process: regulation of transcription by RNA polymerase II; immune system process. Gene Ontology annotation, molecular function: protein binding; DNA-binding transcription factor activity, RNA polymerase II-specific; RNA polymerase II cis-regulatory region sequence-specific DNA binding. The record is from RefSeq and is a predicted model, not a curated record.
GCAGCGCCCGGGAUGAACCUGGAGGGCGGCGGGCGCGGCGCGGACUUCGGCAUGAGCGCGGUGAGCUGCGGCAACGGGAAGCUCCGCCAGUGGCUGAUCGACCAGAUCGACAGCGGCAAGUACCCGGGGCUGGUGUGGGAGAACGAGGAGAAGAGCAUCUUCCGCAUCCCGUGGAAGCACGCGGGCAAGCAGGACUACAACCGCGAGGAGGACGCCGCCCUCUUCAAGGCUUGGGCACUAUUUAAAGGAAAAUUCCGAGAAGGCAUCGAUAAGCCAGACCCUCCUACCUGGAAGACUCGCUUGCGGUGUGCUUUGAACAAGAGCAACGACUUUGAGGAGCUGGUGGAGAGGAGCCAGCUGGACAUCUCAGACCCAUACAAAGUGUACAGGAUCGUCCCAGAGGGGGCCAAGAAAGGCGCCAAGCAGCUCGCGCUGGAGGACCCUCAGAUGACCAUCAGCCACGCCUACUCCAUGACGACACCCUACACCUCCCUCCCAGCCCAGCAGGUCCAUAACUACAUGAUGCCGCCCCACGACCGCAGCUGGAGGGAUUACGUCCCUGACCAGCCACACCCAGAAAUCCCGUAUCAGUGCCCCAUGCCUUUUGGUCCCCGAAACCACCACUGGCAAGGUCCAGCUUGUGAAAACGGUUGCCAGGUGACAGGAACCUUUUAUGCUUGUGCCCCACCUGAGUCCCCGGCUCCCGGAAUCCCCAUAGAGCCAAGCAUAAGGUCUGCAGAAGCCUUAGCGCUCUCAGACUGCCGGCUGCACAUCUGCUUGUACUACCGGGAGAUCCUGGUAAAGGAGCUGACCACGACCAGCCCUGAAGGCUGCCGGAUCUCCCACGGACACACCUACGAUGCCAGCAACCUGGACCCGGUCCUGUUCCCCUACCCGGAGGACAACGGACAGAGAAAGAACAUAGAGAAGCUGCUGAGCCACCUGGAGAGGGGUGUGGUCCUGUGGAUGGCCCCGGAUGGGCUCUAUGCCAAGAGACUGUGCCAGAGCAGGAUCUACUGGGACGGGCCCUUGGCGCUGUGCAGCGACCGGCCCAACAAGCUGGAGAGAGACCAGACCUGCAAGCUCUUCGACACGCAGCAGUUUCUGUCAGAGCUGCAGGCCUUCGCUCACCACGGCCGGCCCCUGCCGCGCUUCCAGGUGACUCUGUGCUUCGGGGAGGAGUUCCCGGACCCUCAGAGGCAGAGGAAGCUCAUCACGGCUCACGUGGAACCCCUUCUAGCCAGACAACUGUAUUAUUUUGCUCAACAAAACAGUGGACAUUUCCUGCGGGGUUACGAUUUACCAGAGCACAUCAGCAGCCCCGAGGACUACCACAGAUCCAUCCGACAUUCCUCCAUUCCAGAGUGAAAACCAUCCAGACAAAUGACUUCUUUAAUUGUAAGUAUUUGGCUUUGACAAGGACAGCCGAGGGACUGCCCUCUCUCUUACCUCCAGAGCUGAGGAAAAUUGCAGCUCACAGCAAGGAUGGGUGUAGAAAAUCAGCUGCCUCUGACAGGAAGAUGAGCUUAUUUCAGAAGGAACUGUAGUCUUCAGGUCUGAUGGGCAGACAGCUCCGCUGCUCCGCUGACUGCCACCUUUCAUACCAUGAAUCUCACCAAGCAUUUCUUCAUUCUCUAAAAUAGAAGCUGGAAUAUGGUUCUCUUUUGAAGACUGAGAAAGCUUGUGUUUUGGCAAAAACUUCAGUAUUGUAUCAUUUCUCAGGGAAACAAAGUCCAAAUUGCAGACCACACUGCACAUCCAAAAGAACUGUAUUCAUGUUUUAGGAGCCACAGUUCGCGUGGAAAUAUUGCUGAGGGAUAGAAGCCGAAUCACCUGCCCCGGCCGGGUCUCUGCAGAGUCCACCCUUGCACCCCAUUUCCUCUCCUUGGCCUGCCCUGGAAGCUAGUUGGUGAACUCUGUUGCCAUUUCCUUCAGCCAAAAAACCUUAGGCCUACUUCCACAUAGGAAUAAUUCAUUUGGUUCUUGUUUCUCAUUCUCUAGAAAUUAUUACUAAGACUUUUUUCUUAAAGAAGAAGAAGGAAAAAAAUCAACAGACCCAGUACUAAAGAUGUAUUUUUAAAGCGUGGUGACAUUUCCCCUCUUCUGUUUGUUAUGUUGGGGUAUUGGUAGUAUCCAUGACAACACUGAGAGGCGGAGCUGGGGCUCAGGUUGUGAGCCCAUCCGAAGACCCAGGCAGGCUUCUGCUAGUUGUGUAACUGCACACUCAGGGGCUGUUUCUGCUUAUUUUGUAUAUUAGAUGCUUCCUCAUGCCAAUAAUAGUUUGGCAGGGCCUUAAAAUUACUGGGCUUUUGCCAAAUCUAUUUUUGAACAGAAUCCCACCAAUUCCCAAUUGCCUGGAUUCACCAGACUGCUUCCCUUCGUGUCUUGGGUAGACAGGGGUGCUGCCCUCCAGGAUUUUUUCUCCUACUACAAAAUAGCUGGCAUUACUUCCAGGCUCAGCAAAAGAGUCAAUAGUUCCAAAGUAUGUGGCUUUCUUAUACUAAGCUUUAUUCUGUAAUUCAUUCAGCAAGCACUUAGUAAAUGCCGGUUGUAUCCCUCGCAUUACACAAGUUACAGCCUUUAUCAAGUAUAGAAUGCAAUGAAGCCCUGGAAUGUCAAUUCUUUUAUUUUUAAAAAA